Molecule: messenger RNA, 1198 nt
Organism: Spea bombifrons (plains spadefoot toad)
Lineage: Eukaryota; Metazoa; Chordata; Amphibia; Anura; Pelobatidae
Gene: MAFF
Product: MAF bZIP transcription factor F
Exons: 3
Coding region: 166-612 (148 amino acids)
Biological process (GO): regulation of transcription by RNA polymerase II; regulation of epidermal cell differentiation
Cellular component (GO): nucleus
Molecular function (GO): DNA-binding transcription factor activity, RNA polymerase II-specific; RNA polymerase II cis-regulatory region sequence-specific DNA binding
Source: RefSeq, a predicted model, not a curated record
CUGUGUUUUUAUGAAUGAAAGGAAUCUGUGAGUGAGUAAUUCCAGGAAACUGUAACAUUACAACUCAGCAGUUCUGAGCGAGCACGCCUACAGCUAGCGCUCAGUGCUAAGGACCCCCUGCCCCUCCAUUCCACGAGAUAGCAGCUUGACACCCACGAGGCAAAAAUGUCAUCUGACGGACUGUCAUCCAAGGCAUUAAAGGUGAAAAGGGAAAUGGGAGAGAACACACCAAUUCUCUCAGAUGAUGAACUAAUGUCCAUGUCCGUGCGGGAGCUGAACCACCAUUUGCGUGGUUUAUCCAAAGAGGAGGUAGUCAGACUGAAACAGAGAAGAAGGACCCUGAAGAAUCGGGGUUAUGCAGCCAGCUGUCGUGUCAAGCGCGUUUCACAGAAGGAGGAACUAGAGAAGCAAAAAAACGACCUGCAACAGGAAGUCGAUAAGCUGGCGCAGGAGAACUCAACCAUAAAACUGGAGCUGGAUGCAUUGAGAGCCAAGUAUGAGGCUUUGCAAAAGUUUGCGCACUCGGUGUCCCGGGGAACAAUCACUCCAGCUAAAGUAGCUGCCACCAGCGUUAUUACCAUCGUCAAGUCCUCAGGAAACUCCUAUUCCUAACAAUGGAAACAUUGCCAGUUUCUUCCUGUCCCAUCUCACCUCAUCAAUACCUACAAUUCAUGCAGUAGAAUUCUUAAACCACAGCCUUACAAUGACGGGCAUUGAAAAAAAGACUUCUUUGGCCUGCUCUAAUAGGUGUGCAUUCUUGCUAUAUGCAGGCUAGGCAGAUGACCCCUGUCUUUGUGUGCAUUGCUUUAUGGCAGGUCAGAAUGUGUGCCAUGAGGUUUCCAGUUAGAAAUACUCAGCCUUCAAGGAAUGUAUGGUCACGAUUAAGCAGAAAUUAUGUUUUUCAUGUAUGUUUUUGGUCAUACCUUGACUCCAGAGGGCAACAACUGUCUUUUUGCAGUGAAAUCUGAUAGAAAAGGGUAAAACAAAACCAGUUUUCAUUAGCAUCAGUGCUAACUGUGUGUUACUAUGAAGCUUUGUACCAGUUUUGUGGCAAUCCAUAUGUAUACGUUUAACACAGGGAACGAUGAGUUUCUUAAAUGUACGGAUUCAAUGUUAAAUUUGGAUUACUAAUAUGGACAUAUAUGUGGAGGGCAGUAGUCACGUGCAGAUGGACAAAAGAAGGUAGCGGAAAGAUUUU